Messenger RNA from Rhopilema esculentum, 1593 nucleotides. The record is from RefSeq and is a predicted model, not a curated record. Lineage: Eukaryota; Metazoa; Cnidaria; Scyphozoa; Rhizostomeae; Rhizostomatidae.
UCCAUACCAGAGUUUUCACAGGUGCAACAACAACAACGAAAGCAGAGAGGCACGUAAGGUGCUUGCCUCUUGCCGCUUGCCUAGGACUGCAAUUUCUUGCAUAGGAAGAUGGUGAAAAUCGCCGUAAUUGGUGCUGGCAUUAUCGGCCUUUCUUCAGCUCACGUUUUAAAAACGUUUGAUGAUCAUUUAGACAUAACACUGUUUGCAGAGAAAUUCAGCCCAAACACGACAAGUGAUGGAGCUGCCGGUAUUUUCAAAGUCAACGAGGUUGACAAGGGAUUGACAAAUACAUCGGAGGAAAAAAUCAGGAAAUGGGCAGCAGACACAUACAAAUGGUACAAAGAAAUUCUAAAGUCAGAUUCAGCCCCAAAACUUGGCAUAUGCAACAUAUCUGGCUACCUAUUAAGCGACAAGGACACCUUAGAGGUAUAUUAUUGUUAAUGUUCACGUUUUGUUCUAUUGAUGUGAUGAUAUCAGAGUAGUUUUUAAUCAAACUGUAUUGACACUUUAAAAACUAAGCCAUAUUUGUUCCAUGUUGGUUUUAAGCAUUCACCUGCAAACUAGAAUUUUCACGUACUAGCCCAGGGCAAACCAUCUUUUUGAAGUUAAUUAGUUUAACCUGGGGGGAGCGGAGGACACUAAACACCUAAACAGAGAUAAUUUAACUCAUAGUUUGCAAUAAACAUUACUGCAGAGUACAGGUUCACCGUUGCUUUUGUGUUUUGCAACUUUAAAAAUGAGAUGAUCACUCAAAAGUUUGAUACCAUAAAAUGUCAAUUUCUGUGAUGUGAAAAUCUUGAUAGUGAAAGAAGUAGCAUCACUUGACCUUCCAGACUAGGGGGGUGAAGGGUCAUCAAUAGAAAAACUAACCAAUGAAGACAUAGCUGAAAAAGAAUUUAGGUGCUAUUUCACCUACUGAUAGACUAUUUUACCGACAAGCUAAAGAUUUUGUAGACAAACUAAAGAUUUAAUGACUUAUUCGUGAAGUAUUGGGGGGGAGUGGUUACACCCCCUACACCCCACCGCUAGCUACACCCCUGAAUGGAAAGUUGGAAAUUGCUAGUGACACAAGUUAGUGUUUCAUAUCAGACCUGUGCAAAAGAGUAUCCUUUAUUUUCUAGUAUGCACAGUUUUCCAAAAGAAUACAAUUGAUCACUUAAUUGCCCUAUCAUUUUUUAGGUUAAGUAAAACCAUCUAAGACAUAAUAUUACAGAUCCGUAGACUGAUCAGUGCUGUAUCAUUUAAGCCUUCCUCUUCUCUCAUGCUAUCCAGCAUCAGACUACUAUUUCUUCAAUUAUUUGAACUUCAAUCUUUUUAUAAUUCUUUCUCUCUGGCAUUUAAAGAGAUCCCCCACAUUAGGUUUUAAGAGGUGUCCAAAAUUAUUAAAAAUCAAGAAUGAUGCAUUUUUUGGGUUCUUAAGAAUAGGAAAGACUCUGGUAUCAAGAAAUCCUGUGUGAAUAGGGUUUGAAUAAAUUACUAGAGAAGUGUGGUUAGGUUAUGCCACUGAAAUAAGAAUUGUUUGCUCCAUAUCAAGUAUAUCAUAUAUUAGUAGUGUAUAAGGAACACUGCAACGUGACAAGAAUAAACAACAGC